Bufo gargarizans (Asiatic toad) is the source of this 6331-nucleotide messenger RNA. It is a transcript of the gene CNKSR1, whose product is annotated as connector enhancer of kinase suppressor of Ras 1. The record is from RefSeq and is a predicted model, not a curated record. Lineage: Eukaryota; Metazoa; Chordata; Amphibia; Anura; Bufonidae. Bases 29 to 2764 code for a protein of 911 amino acids. The transcript has 21 exons. Gene Ontology annotation, molecular function: protein binding.
AGGGUGGUCCGCCAGGAAGUGCGGGAGUAUGGAGCUUAUCUCUUCAUGGUCUCCGGACACAGUGAGGGGCUACUUACAGGGUCUGGACCCUGCAGUCCAGCAGUACCCCUGCCAGGGGUGGAGGAUCACAGGGCAGGAUCUGCUGGACCUGUCCCCUCAGCAUCUUGAUGCCCUAGGAGUCAGGAGCAUUGGACACCAGGAGAUAUUUUUGGAGGCUGUGGAACAGCUGUGCGCCUUGCACUAUGAAUUACACAGUGAAACUCUGAGGUCUCUCACUGAUAAACUGUAUCGAGUGUCCCGAAUACUAUGUUCGCACAUCCUUACCCUCAGGAAGGCCUCCUCGCUUUCACCGUCCUUGGCCUUAUCUCCCACUCAGAAACAGCUGGCUUGCAUCAUAGACAUUAUCUCCGCAGCACGAGGCCUCUUCUCCUGGCUUAACAGGUAUCUGUUCACACGGUUGAACGAUUACUCGGCUACCCGAGAUGUUAUUGCACUGUGUGUAGAGCUAGCAGAAGUGCUGCAUAAGGACUGGUCAGAUCCACUUAUUGAAAACAGGAUUCUAGCAAUUUGUGAAAAUAUCUGUGGAGUAUGUAGCAGUAUUCUGAACUGCAGCCCAGAGAGCCUCCUCAGUCAGACCGCAACACUCGAGCUGGUGCAGAUUUAUCCAGAGGCUUCAAGUUUGGGUAUUGAAUUUAAGUCCACGGCUUCUGGACAGCAUUUUGUCUGCCGGUUAACACCUGAGUCUCCAGCACAACGCUGUGGCCAAAUCUUUCCAGGAGACGAGAUCAUUAAAGUGAAUGACCAGGUGGUGGUUGGAUGGACACAGAAGAACCUGGUGUGGAAACUACAGGAAAGAUCAAACUGUGUGGAUAUUGUUUUAAAGAAAGUUACCAUAUACAAGUCUAAAUCUCCUGUAUCCCCAAACCAAAAGAAAGUUCAUGGAAUGUUCAGAUCAUCGUCAUCAUCGCGCAGUGCUCUAGAGUCACCACUUAUGACUGAUAUACCUUCCUCUCCAACUGAAUGGCACAGUGCCUCCAUAAUAACACACACAAGCCCUCUGACAGCAAUCAGUACUUCCACCAUACUUGCAAGCAAUCCAUUAUCCUUAGGACCAGAGGUUUUAUCACUGGAACAUUUAGAAACAAAUUCUCCCUCCAGUAAAAACAUCCUUGAAGCUAAUCAACAUCAGCCUAAGGAGUAUCUCUCACACAUCCAUAAUACCUGGCCAAGUUCUGGGACUCCACAUUACAAACCUCCUGCCUCAAUUAUUUUCCAUUCAGCAUCUGUUCAUCCAAGUUCUGAAUCUUUAAGCCUGGAAAAUACAAUGUCUUCAACCAUAUAUGCCAAAACUCUUACUCCAUUGUCACACAUUUCUCUAGAGCUGGAUCCACAAGAUUUAAAGGACAUCCCCCGGCCAAGGAGUGGGUCAGACUCUAGCCCAAAAUCCACAAUCAGCCUUCUCUCUGUCCCCUUAUCUCCUGGAGUACUGAGGACUACAGUGUCUGAAAGUAAUCUUUUAAAUCCUGCAAAUGCAGCAGUUCCUCAGAAAUUCCAAGGCCAAGAAGGUUCGCUCAAGAAUUCAGAGACAACCUCAAUAAGCUCUCAAAGUCGCAAAAAGGAUAAGAAACUGCACCUUUCACCAGUCAGUGGUCAGGCAAACCGUGAUAAAAGGGCUUUAGGAGGAGUUACACAAACUCAGAAAGGUGCUGCAACCAAGUUAAGUCGUAGACGGGUGUCCUGCAAGGACUUGGGUAGCCCUGAUUGUGAUGGAUGGCUGUGGCAGAGAAAGGAAAAUGUUAGCUUCAUGUCACAAAAGUGGAAACGUUGCUGGUGUGUUCUUAAGAAAGAUCGAUUGUACUGGUACAACUCACCACAGGAUGAGAAGGCUAUAGGACUGCUAAAUAUUUCUUCAUAUAGUCUGGAAAGCACUCGGGAGGCAAAAUCCAAAAAGAAGUAUGAAUUUCAACUCUCCCACCCAACAUACAAGCCAUUUGUGUUUGCUGCAGACAACCUGACUGACAUGCAAAUGUGGGUAACCUUUCUCUUAAAAUCGCUGCAGAGAUAUACAACUCCACAGAAUUCCAGUCAUUCACGAGAGGAAGACUGUUACAGUGAGACAGAAGCUGAAGAUGAUGAUCAAUUCAAAUCUCAUGAUAUGGUUAAGAAGCCCUUGAUGCUUUCACCUUUGAAUUAUUUGCCUGGUUCAACGUCUGCACCUGGUCGUGAAGAAGGAGCUGAAGGAGGACACUUUCCAAAAUCCAAUACUGUCCAACAGUUGAUAGAGUCACCUGUGAAAAAUACAUCUGAAGAAAUAUCAGCAGCUACUUGUGAAGAAGGGGCAGAAGGCGGACAGUUGCCAAAAUCGAGUAAAGGAAUCGGUGAUGAUCUAGAAAUAAUGAUGACUUGCCUGAAACAAGGAGGUGUUUCGCUCAUUGGUAAGAAGACUACAAUGACACGGGAUGAAUAUAGGAAAUCUUUUAUACGUCGCAACAAGAAUCCGGACAUAAAUCAUAAAGCACAUGCUUUACGUGUUCUCCAAAGCACAUUGAAGGCAAAGCUUUUAGAGCUGCAGUCAUUGAACCAAGUCCUGGAGAAUCCAGACCUUACCUCUGCUGCAUUUCAGAAAUGGAAGUCUCAGCAUGAACAUCACUAUGGCAGUCUUGGAAAGAGUCCUCAGACACAGCGAGCAGUUGCUGGUAACCUAUAUCAAGAAAGGAAAGAGGAUGAUAAUCAGGGCGUCAGAGAGAGUGAAGAAAGUGACUAAGUAUUAGCUAUGAUGGCAAUGAAUACCAAAUACUAUGAUGGUGUAUCUCUAGCGAUUUCAAUUUCAGCAGUGCUUGGCAGUUCAUUCUCAGUUUAAUGGGAUUGGCAACUAUGAGAAGUUAACUAUUUAUAGUUGCAUUAUUGUAUAUAUCUUGAUCUACCAGUGCCGCUGAUACCGAAGUACAUUUUGUCUGACAGUUCACUUUCUGGAUAGGUCAUAUUGUAAUGCAUCAGUUGCCACAGUUAAGCCCACAGGGGUCUUGCUUUGAAGAUGCUAAAAACCAGCCUGGUCAAUGGUGCACAGACUCUUUGUGCCCUUCAUAAAUCUACGUGUCGGACCACUACUGUGAUUAUUAUUAAUAAUUCUUAUUAUUGAAUUUUACAAUACUUUUCCAAAGAAGAACGGAUAGGAGUAACUGGAAUUCACUUGACAAGAGGAUUUUUGAUGCUAAAGACCUGCUGUUGGCACAGCGUUUGUCAUAAAUGAACUUAUUUUUAACAAUAGUUUGAAAUUAUACCAAGCUGCUGUAUCUGAUGGGAUAUCAGGCACAUGUAAAGCCAGUAUUUUCAUUCUUCAUGUAUGUUGCUUUUAACAUCUGCUUUUUUCACACAUUUCCUUAGCCACAGUUAAUAGAAGAAUGAAAGGUUUUUAUAGAUGGGUAUUUUAUAGUUUUUCAUGUUUUGCAUGCUUUUUGGUUAUUUGAAUUUAAUAUCCCUAAACAUUUGUACAUGCACACAACAUACUGUAUGUACAUGCCACAUUUAUAAGUUCCUGGACUCAUCUGAAGGCUGAAUAAUGGCUUUAUUAAAGGGGUUGUCCGGGUUCAGAGCUGAACACGGACAUACCCAAUUUCACCCAGGCAGCCCCCCUGAUGUUAGAAUCAGAGCAUUUCCUGCUUUUUUUAUUUACAACAAAACACUGCUGGGCAGAGGUUUCAGCCCAGCAGUGUGUUCGGUGAUGUCACUGGCUCUGAUGGGCCGACUUUAGCGCUGCCCUAGCCAUUUUACUGGGUUCACUGCUGUACAGAAGCCUCCGUCUGGCAGCCCUAUGGAGAGCCUGGUACAUCACUGCCUUUGUCCUGCGCGAUUCAGCGCAGGGCAAAGGAGAGCAUCGGAGCAUGAAAUGCUGUGAUGCUCAUGUCGGAGGAGCUGCCUGGGUGAAAGUAUGGGUAUGUCCAGGUUUAGCUCUGAACCCGGACAACCCCUUUAAGAGAUGCUGUUUUACAAGUUCUGCACCAAAACUACAGUGUGCAAGCGUAAUCUUCAAAUGGAGUUGGAAGCCAUUAUUUCUUGUUUUUUCGCUAUCUGUUCCUUUUAAUAUACUUAAAGGAAAUGUGUUACUGGAAUUUUUUUUCUGCUAGUUAAAACCAGAUAGCGACACACAUCCUUGUUUACUAAUCCGAUUUAAUUUUCUGAUUACAGAUUUCUUUAUCCUAUUGCAUGAACAUGAUUAUGGAGGUGGCCAUUUUGCUUGAGCUGUUCUUAACAGCAUUUACACAGCAUUGAGAACAUUUUCUUUAUGGCAGCCCCAUAGUCCAUAGACUCAAUGGUCAGGAGGAGACGUUAUUGACUUCUAUGGGAGAGUUUUCUAGGCAUGCUCUGUGACCUGUGCAUCGACCAUUGUGAAUGGUGGAUCCUGUGUUGUCUGUACAGAGAGGUGACAUAAUGAGGCUGCAAUGAUAAGGAGAUAGCAGUAAAGUGAUCUGUAUAGACCAAGAAGUGGCGCCUAUUAUUAGGCUUAGUGGCCAGUGCAAAAACUGAAGUAUAGAUAUUGACAACGAAAAUUCAAAAUAACAUCACCAAAAAUUCUUUAAAAACUUUAACAUAAAAAUGUGCUUCAAACAAUAAGUCAUUAUUUGAUGACACAUUUGCUUUAAGGCAUACCGCCAGUAAAAAAGGAACAGUACGCAUGCUUCACUUGUCAAAUUUGAUAUCUCAGUGGGCUGCACUUUGUAAUGUAUAUUUCACCUACAGAUGUAAACUUGACUCUGAUAAUACACGGCACAGUGUUAUCUUGUGACAAAAGCCAUUGUAAUCUAUUAAAAGUUAGUUAUCUGUUGGUGCCACUCUUUACUUAAAGAAGAACUCCCGCAAAAAAUAUUCUCUGACCUGCUACAGCUUUGACAUGUAAAAAAUGUAAUUCUUUCAUGCACUUUUCGAACCCUUGAUAUAUGCAGUGUGCAACCUGCUUCCAGCUGGGCAUGGUCUGUCCCAGUAAUACACACUGGAUGUGAGUUCUGUAUAUCCAGGCUGUUGCUCUUGUGUGGUUACCAUCUCUUAGAGUCUGCAGUGGAUGCUGUCCUGUGUCUACGCUGAUGUUACUUCCUCUGCCGAUUCUGCCAUGAGUACUCUCCUCCCUCUUUAGACUGAUACACCCUUUUUGAUCUCCUUGCUCUGCAGACUGCCUCAAAGGGAACCUAUCAUGUUGAACAUGGAAUCUGAGCUGCAAACUGUGGCAUGUUACAGUGCAGGAGGAGCUGAGCAGAAUUUGAUUUAGAAUUUAGUAGGAAAGAUUUAGUAUAACCUGUAUUUCAUUCAUUUAAAUUCUUGCUUAUGAUGGGCUUUGGGGUCAAAACUGCCUGCCUUACCUUUAUGUCUGCAUACAGAGAUAGCUGUCGGUCAUUGAUAGGACCGCCUUUUUGAGUCCUUAGCCCAGAAGGAGCAGGAAUUUUAAAUGAAAACAAGUUAUAUUGAAUCUUUUCCCACAAAACUAUGUUCAGAUUGUCCAUCUCAUUUUGCUUUGUAGCGGGAUGUUAGAGGGAAAGAAGGAUCAGGCAAGUACAAUAUCAGAAUCUAGUCCUUUUGAUCUGGCAGGAGAUAAGCAUGUGAAAACACCUGCAUGCUCGGCAGAAUAGUUUAUGCAUGUAUAUGGGGAGUUAGGAGGAAUAGCUGUCAGCCAAACAAGUGUUCGCCUGCCAGCUGUUAAGGAUGUGUGGGCACUUUAAAGGGGUUGUCCAAAAUUUCUAUGUUGAUGACCUAUCCUCAUCAACUCAUGUGCUGUUGAAUCCAUGUAAGAAGCAGCACCAAAGCCAGCUAUGUAAAGGAAUUACAUGGACUCUACAACAACAAAAUGGCAGGAGUUUUUAAGGAAGACUAGAAAGUUUGCAUUUAAGAAUCAACAAUAAAAAAUAGCAAUCAGUGCAAAGUGGACAAAACUUUUAUGGUGGAAGAAAUUGAAUGGAAGGCAUUAUGCAGAUUUUUGGAAUACAUUAUAUGUGCAGAUCUUUAACCAAAACGGCUAAAUGUUUUAGAAAAUCUUAGAAAUGUACCUUGCUAUGUAAAAACAAAAUAAUGAACUGGCUGGUAUGAAGUGCUUUGUUAUAUAGUAUACGACUUACCGAAUAGGUGAGGUUAUAAAUGUUCUACAUCUCACCAAUUAACCCAUACUAGACUGCAAGUGAUAAUGAGGAUAAAUAUUACCAAAUUCUAUUGGUGUUGUGCUCUCCAUGUUGUACAUAUGAAAAAAUAUGAACUUUACAAUAUGUUGACACCAAUGCCUAGAAAAAUGUAUUUAACAAAUUGAUACACAUGUAUAUGCAUCUAAAUAUAAACGUAUAGAUUUGUUUUA